This is a messenger RNA of Piliocolobus tephrosceles (Ugandan red Colobus), 440 nucleotides long. RefSeq names its product iron-sulfur cluster assembly 1 homolog, mitochondrial-like. The record is from RefSeq and is a predicted model, not a curated record. The coding region runs from base 16 to 420 and encodes 134 amino acids. Lineage: Eukaryota; Metazoa; Chordata; Mammalia; Primates; Cercopithecidae. Gene Ontology annotation, biological process: iron-sulfur cluster assembly. Gene Ontology annotation, molecular function: 2 iron, 2 sulfur cluster binding. The transcript is spliced from 2 exons. Gene Ontology annotation, cellular component: mitochondrion; cytoplasm.
CACUGGGGUGCCGGGAUGGUGAACAUGUCAGCUUCCUUAGUCCAGGAAACUGUCCAGGCUGUGAGCAAGAGGAAGCUGCAGCCCACCUGGACCACCCUCACCCUGACACCUCCAGCAGUAAACAAGAUAAAACAACUUAUUAAAGAUAAACCUGAUAAGCCUGAGCAUCUAGGUGUAAAAGUCGGUGUCCGAACCAGGGGCUCUAAUGGCCUUUCUUAUACUCUAGAAUAUACAAAGAUAAAAGGAGAUUCUGAUGAAGUUAUUCAAGAUGGAGUCAGAGUAUUCAUCAAAAAGAAAGCAAAGCUAACACUUUUAGGAACAGAAAUGGACUAUGUUGAAGACAAAUUAUCCAGUGAGUUUGUGUUCAAUAACUCAAACAUCAAAGGGACUUGUGGCUGUAUAGAAAGCUUUAAUAUUUGAAAUCUCAGGACUCUUCUGGC